AUGGCCCUAUCAAACUUUAUCCAAAUAUCCGAUGCUUUAAUCGAGUUCAAUGCAGAACUCGAAAGCGAACUUCUGCACCAGUCCGCGAUCCACUCCUUGGAGGUUCAUCGGGGCGAGUUGAGGGAAAUAUGGCAGAGAGUUAAACCAAAGUAUGAGGCUAGCUUGGCUGAGUUAGCCGCUGCUGACGAUAAGAGGGACAUAGAAACCCUGAAAGCGCGGUAUCAGACCACUUAUCGAACUUACGUUCAUGGCAUAGCUAAAAUAAGUGAGGUUAUAGAAUCCAAAAGGUCCGCUGCUGUUUCUCCCCCCAAUCCAACGCGGUUGGAAUUCUCUUCGAGUCCGAAUGUAAACCUACCUCCUUGUGACACCGACCUCUUUCACGGGGAUUACCUCUCCUGGCCAUCGUUUCGCGACCUUUUUACUGCCUUAUACAUCAAUAACACGAGGCUCUCCCCUGUCGAAAAAUUAUUUCACUUGAAUUCCAAGACUCGCGGUGAAGCCAGGGAAAUAGUUCGAAAGGCACCUCUCACGAAUGAGGGAUUUGAGUUAGCAUGGAGGGCGUUGGAGGUUAGAUUCGACAACAAACGUUUACUACUGAACAGCCAACUUAAGACCCUUUUUAAUUUGCCAGGAAUUACCGUUGAAUCAAGCGAGUCCAUAAAGCAGAUUCAAAGUACUAUAAAUGGGAUUAUAGCUUCACUAAAGCUCUAUAGUAUAGAUAUCAAGAGUUGGAACCCCAUUUUUGUGUAUGUUUGUUCCAUGCGUUUGCCUGAGAUCACAUUGUCCCUGUGGGAGCAAUCAGUCAAGAAUAAAAGUGACUUUCCAUCUUGGACAGAACUUGAUUCCUUCUUGACAUGUCGAUUUCAGACAUUGGAGACGGUGAGGGAUUUCGGUUUUCCCAGCACUUCUCAAUCGAUAUCAAAUUCCAAGAACGAGAACGUUGGCAAAUCAAUGCCAAAGAAUAGCUCCUCCAAAAGAGUGAAUUCGUAUCGAAAUGGUGUUGUCAUUCCAAAUUGUAAGUUAUGCCCCAAUGAAAACCACACCAUAAGAUUGUGUUCGAAAUUUCAUAAUAUGACCUACGCCGAUAGACUGACAACCGUGAAGCAGUUAAAAUUAUGCCUUAAUUGUUUUUCUAAGGGACAUCUUGUCAAAGACUGUAAAAGUGCAUUUAACUGCCAAAAAUGCAACAGGAGGCACAACACUCUACUGCAUCAAGACUGCAAUGAGGAAAUGGAAAUUCCCGAAACUGAUCAGAAAUCGAUACAGUCCACUUCCAAUGGUGAUUCCAUUGUUCCCAUACAGUCUUGUUUCGCAGCCAACAGCAAGACCGUGCUGUUGGGAACGGCCAUGGUUGGUAUCCGACAUAAUGGGGAGAUUUUCAAGGCACGAGCACUUUUCGAUUCUGGGUCGGAAGCGUCUUUCCUGUCAGAACACCUUUUCAACUUGCUUAAACUAAAAGCACGCAAAUUUAUGGCUCAUAUAUCCGGCCUUAAUGGCACCCUCUCUGCGAAGACUCAGAAAAUAUGUAUGCUUCAAAUCACUUCUCCAAUGACUUCAGGGUUUGACCUGGAGGCCCCCAUUAUGGUCAUUCCUAAGCUAACAUCCUCACUGCCUACUUUUUCUGUAUCCGAGGAAAUGUUUUCCACACUUCCUGACAUCCACCUGGCAGACCCUGAGUUUUAUCGGUCAUCGUAUAUUGACAUUUUGAUAGGGGCAGAUCUGAUUCCGCAGGUCAUGUUAAAUGGCAUUAUUAAUCCAGUUUGUGGGUCUCUUUUGGCCCAAGAAACAGUAUUUGGUUGGAUUCUGACCGGUCCCAUUCCAAAAGAGCCUAUUUCAGUCUUCCGCACUACUGUUUCACUUCCAGAUGAUAUCGCCUUAGAUGAACUAGUUUCCAAAUUCUGGGAACUGGAGGACCUCCCUAGGGUUAAACCUAUUUCCGAUAUGGACAAGUAUUGUGAGGACAUGUUCGUGGAGACCACCACCAGAAACGAGGCAGGCCGGUAUAUUGUUACGCUGCCAUUUAAACCCGAAUUUCCUUCCGGUAUUCAACUCGGGCAGUCCCAAAAGAUAGCUCUUUCUCAGUAUAUAAGAAAUGAGAAUCGGCUUCUCAGAGAUAUUGAGCUUAAGAGGCAGUACGAUGCGGUUCUGGCAGAGUAUAUUGAAUUAGGCCAUAUGAAGAGGGUAAGGGACAUUGAUUUCACUCCCAAAUCCAAUUUUCACUACUUGCCACACCAUGCUGUUGUUCGUCCAAAUAGCGUUACUACAAAAGUUCGUGUAGUGUUCAACGCGUCAAACCCUACCUCUAAUGGUAUGAGUUUGAACGACGUCCUCCACCCUGGUCCAUCUUUGCAGAAAGAUCUGUGCACUUUAUUACUCCAGUGGCGAUUUUAUAAAGUGGUUUUCAAUAGCGAUAUUGAAAAAAUGUAUCGCCAGAUUUGUGUCCAUCCGAAACACACUACAUUCCAGAGAAUUCUCUACCGAAAGUCCCCUUACGAUGAAAUCGAAGAAUUUGAGCUACAGACGGUUACGUUUGGGGUAAAUUGUGCCCCAUUCUUGGCUCUACGCACAAUUCAGCAACUGGCUACAGACGUAAGGCUUCAAUAUCCGCUUGCAAGCGAGAUUUUGGAAUCGUCGAUGUACGUCGACGAUGUUCUUGGGGGGAGUCAUGAUAUUUUGUCCGCAACUAAGACCCAGAAGGAACUCAUUUCGGCCUUGGGGACAGCCGGUUUUUUAUUGAGAAAAUGGACUUCUAACUCUAAGGAGUUCCUAAAAUCCAUUCCAAAGGACCAUCUUCUGAAUUCCGAAUUUCUUGAGUUUGAAGAUUCAAGUAAGGCCAAGACUCUGGGUGUUCGUUGGAACGCGAAACUUGAUGAUUUUUAUUUCGUAGCCGGGCAAUUAGACGCAAAUUCCGAUCCCACUAAGAGGAAUAUUCUUUCCAAUAUAUCGAAACUAUUCGACCCAGCUGGGUGGCUAUGCCCCUUCAUAGUUCUCGCAAAACUUCUAAUGCGGGAUGUUUGGUUAUCCAAAGUCGGGUGGGAUGAUCCCCUUCCUCCGAAUUUACUUGCAGCAUGGCAUUCAUUCUUGGGGAAUUAUUCUAGGAUUGGAGAUAUACGAAUUCCUCGCUGGAUACAUUUCACUCCUGAAAGCGAUAUGGAACUCCAUGGCUUCUGUGACGCCUCUGAAAAGGCGUACGCAAUAGCCAUUUAUGUUCGAGUCGCGGCUCCCAGCGGUGAAAUUGUCACACACCUCCUUAUGUCAAAAUCGAGGGUGGCACCAUUGAAGACAAUUUCAAUUCCUAGACUCGAACUUUGUGGCGCGGCCUUACUGGCGGAGGCCAUUGAAUCGAUUCUGCCGUCCAUUCCAAAUUGCAAGGUUUUCUGUUGGACAGAUUCAACGAUAGUCCUUGCCUGGUUAAUGAAACCAGCGUUCCAAUGGAAGACUUUUGUGGCUAACCGUGUUUCAAAAAUAUGUGAGGUAGUACCAGUGGACCACUGGGGCCAUGUUGAAUCAAGGCAGAAUCCUGCGGAUUUGGCUUCCCGUGGAGUGUUUCCCGAUGAGUUAAUUCAGAAUGACCUUUGGUGGUUUGGUCCUCUGUGGCUUAGGCAUCCAUCGAGCCUUGGGCCAAUUAAGAAUGGUUUGUCAAUAGAUGAGACACUAUUGGAAGCUAAGACUAUUCACAGCCACUUUACUUACUUCCAAAACUACCAAGAUCCUCUGGAUAGGUUUUCUUCGCUGGGAAGAGCUCUUAGAGUGAUGGCAUAUGUAUACCGUUUUAUUUCUAAUUGCCGUGCUUCAGCCGAUAUAACUUCACGAACUCAUUCGCUGACCAAUGACGAAAUCCAGGAUGUUCGAGAUCGUUUAAUUGUCUUGUCACAAAAAUUAUUUUAUCCAACUGAAUAUAAGGCAUUGUCAAAUGGGGAGCAAAUUACGUCCACCAGUUCCUUAUUGACUUUGAACCCCUUUUGUGAUCCCAAAGGCCUCUUAAGAAUAUGUAGUCGCAUAGCCCAUUCCGAGAGCCUCACUUAUAAUGAGCGUUAUCCUAUUAUCCUGCCGUAUCACGGUACCUUCUCCCGAUUGCUGAUACUGUUCAUACAUUGCAUUACAUUGCAUGGAGGCAACAGUUUAAUGCUACGAAUGUUGCGUCUCCAGUUCUGGAUUCCAAAGGCGAAAAUUCUUAUAAAGGCCUGUGUUCACAAUUGCAAGAUUUGUGUAAUUUCCAAACACAAGCUUAGAACGCAGCUGAUGGGAACCCUUCCUCCAGAACGUACCACGCUCAGUCGACCAUUCACGAAUACUGGUAUUGACUUUGCAGGUCCGUUCGACAUAAAAAACUACUCGGCGCGAUCCUGUACUAUAACAAAGGGAUACGUAUGUUUAUUCGUUUGUUUCGCUACACGUGCUAUCCACUUGGAGCUCACAAGUUCCUUGACCACUUCAGCCUUUCUAGCGGCCUUUCACCGUUUUUCUUCCAGACGUGGGUGUCCCUUAAAGAUCUUUUCCGACAAUGGCAAAACAUUUGUUGGAGCAUCGAAAGAGGUGGCGAAAAACUUUCUUCAAAGAUCGCGGGACGAGACACUUUUCCAAUUCUCCUACCAGCGCUUAUCCUGGCACUUCAUUCCACCAGGAGCUCCUCAUAUGGGAGGGCUCUGGGAAGCCGGGGUGAAAAGUUUUAAGGCUCAUUUCCGAAAGAUGGCAGGAUGUCAUAAAUUUACGUUCGAGGAAUUCACUACUAUACUUUCCCGUAUCGAAGCCUGUUUAAACUCGCGACCUAUUUCACCUUUAUCCGAAAAUCCCGACGAUUUGCUAGCUCUUACCCCUGGACAUUUCCUUACUGGGGGUCCUUUGCUUUCACCUGCCGAACCUGACGAAUCCGAGACUACUAUUUCUGUAGUUAAUCGUUGGCGAAGAGUUGUGGCAUUAUCUCAACAGUUCAGUAUUAGAUGGAAACAUGAGUAUCUUAAAGAGCUUCACAAGCGCAUUAAAUGGAAAAGACCACAGCCAAAUAUCCAGAUUGGUUCUAUGGUUGUUGUGAGAGACGACUGUUUGCCACCCCAGGAAUGGAAAUUGGGGCGUAUUUCGAAGAUAUAUUAUGGCAAGGAUGAUUUAGUGCGAGUAGUCGAUAUAACUACACAAAUGGGAACCAUAACUCGGCCUGUUGUAAAAGUCGUGUUUACUCUUACAGAAUGCCACCUAUUUUAUCCCGCCUUAGCCGUUCCGAGGCAAACAAAAAUUAUUACUCUUGCAGAAUCUGUUCACAAAACCACGGUCUUCGUCCUAAGCAAAAUUCCAUUAAAAGAUAGGGAACAGCACAGAAAUGCUGUAAGCAAACGCACAUCACCACAAAAGAUCUGUGGACAGACAAACAAUAAUCGCAGAGAAUCCAUAUGUCAAAAGUGGCUCAAUAACAUGCUUGCGAAUUUCUGGCUGGAGCAGCAGAAGAUAACGGCCCUUAAAUAUUCAAAUAUGUACCGAUUAGUGAGAUUAUGGAAAGAUAAAAAGAAAUUACAAGAGAAACAAACUCCACCUAAUCACCAUCAAACUCAAAGUUCUUCAAGUCCAGACAAAAAAGGCAUUAACAUCAGCAAUACAAUGUUCGAUGAUGAGAAUGACAAAGACUUACUGUGGUUAGAUGAGUCCAAUUCUGAGUUGGUGCGGUAUGCCUAUGGGCUCUUUGUGGAUGGCAUUGCCAGCUUGCCUCACGAAAACCAAGCAGGAGAGGCGGUGAUGCCUUGUGUGACUCAAGGCACGUGUGAUAUUUUGAUUUAA
This is a messenger RNA of Stomoxys calcitrans (stable fly), 5766 nucleotides long. RefSeq lists its product as uncharacterized. The transcript is spliced from 6 exons. The coding region runs from base 1 to 5766 and encodes 1921 amino acids. Gene Ontology annotation, biological process: DNA integration; proteolysis. The record is from RefSeq and is a predicted model, not a curated record. Lineage: Eukaryota; Metazoa; Arthropoda; Insecta; Diptera; Muscidae. Gene Ontology annotation, molecular function: zinc ion binding; aspartic-type endopeptidase activity; nucleic acid binding.